This is a messenger RNA of Dipodomys spectabilis (banner-tailed kangaroo rat), 1125 nucleotides long. RefSeq names its product ssu-2 homolog (gene Ssuh2). Lineage: Eukaryota; Metazoa; Chordata; Mammalia; Rodentia; Heteromyidae. The transcript is spliced from 12 exons. The record is from RefSeq and is a predicted model, not a curated record.
AUGGACAGAGACCGCAGUGGGGACAGUGUGCUGGACCUCAGCUUCGAGGCCGAGAGCCCUCUGGCGCCCCCUGCUGAACUCUUGGAAGGCCUGCCUGGCUGCGACUGGCUUCUUCAGGGGGGUCAGUAACAGAUAUUUUUCCCACCUUCCCAGGCCCCAGGGGAGCAUCAGGCACCGACGCCCUGGUCCUUGUUCCUGGCACACAGAGCCCCCGUGGUGACGGAGGAGGUGGCCCGGGAAGCCCUUCUCAGCUUCGUGAACUCCAAAUGCUGUUACCCCAGCAUGACAGCGGGAGACCUUGUCAUCCAGGAAUUGAGGCAACAGACCCUCUGUAGGUACCGGCUGGAGACCUUCAGCGAAUCUAGGAUAAGCGAGUGGGCGUUCCAGCCGUUCACUGACCAUGCUGUUGACGGGCCCCAACAGGGCGCCUCUCCUGGCGUUUGGGAGAUGGAGGUGCAGAUGCCGCCCAUGUUUCAGGAAGACACCAGAAGGUUCCAAGUGCCUCACUCUGCGCUGGUCAAGGACUGUCACAAAUGCCACGGGCGUGGGCGUUACAAGUGCAGCGUCUGCCACGGGGCUGGCACGGUUCGAUGUCCAUCCUGCAGCAGAGCCAGGAGCAAAGCGGGGCAGGUCCGGAGGUGUCACAUGUGCUCCGGAUCCCACAGACGCAGGUGCUGCACGUGCUCGGGGCGGGGCCACAGGAUGUGUGGCACCUGCAAGGGGGAGCGGAAGCUGCUGCACUUCGUCCAGCUGGUCAUCAUGUGGAAGAACAGCCUGUUUGAGUUUGUGUCUGGGCGUCAGCUUCGGUGCCCCGCGGAGCUGCUAGCGAAGGCCAAGGGAGAAAACCUCUUCCGGGACGAAAACACCACGGUGUACCCCAUUGUGGACUUCCCCCUACGGGACAUCUCUCUGGCCUCCCAGAGGGGCAUCGCGGAGCAUGGAGCUUCUGUGGCCUCCAGGGCCCGCGUCCUGCAGCAGCGCCAGACCAUUGAGCUGAUCCCCCUCACGGAAGUUCAUUACCAGUACCACGGGAAGACGCGUGUCUACUACAUCUAUGGCACCGACCACCAGGUGUACGCAGUAGACCACCCUGAACGGUACUGCUGUGGCUGCACGAUCAUCUGA